Messenger RNA from Glarea lozoyensis ATCC 20868, 2883 nucleotides. RefSeq lists its product as uncharacterized. Gene Ontology annotation, cellular component: small-subunit processome; nucleolus. The transcript has 2 exons. The coding region runs from base 1 to 2883 and encodes 960 amino acids. Gene Ontology annotation, biological process: rRNA processing. The record is from RefSeq and is a predicted model, not a curated record. Lineage: Eukaryota; Fungi; Ascomycota; Leotiomycetes; Helotiales; Helotiaceae.
AUGGCUGGUAGACAAGCACAUGGCCGCGCGCCUGACAAGAAACCUAGGGUAAACAAUAACUCAAAAAAGAGAGUUCUGGAUGCAUUUGCAAUUGCUUCGCACCAAACUUCCGACGAUGUUAAGAUCCGAAAACACAGACUUGGGGCACAGGAGGGCGGGAAUCGGCCAGGCAAACGUCGCCGAAAUGAGGAGGAGGAAGAGGAUGACGAAGAGGAAGAAUCGAACACAAAGAAACAGCGCAAAGGUCCUGCUAAAGGCCGUUUUGACGAGCUAGAGGUGGAUGAGGGCAGCGACAGUGAGGGGAAUGAGUGGAAAAUGGGACAGGUUGAUUCGGACGACGAUAGUGAUCUUGAUAGUGACGAAGCUUUUGGAGAAAGCGACGAAGAGAGAUUUGAGGGCUAUGCGUUUUCGGGCAGCACGAAGAAGGACAAAAAGAAGAGUUCUAAACGCCGCAAAGAUGUUAAUCUCGACGAAGACGACGAAGAGGAUUCGGAUUCUGAGUUGGAAGAGGGUGAUCUAGGAGAAGGAGCAGUGGAUCUCGCAGACAUUUUGGAUGCAUCGGACAGUGAAGAAGAGGAAGAGCCAAGCAAGAAGAGUCGAGAUAGUGACGAAAGCUCAGGAUCUGAGGAGGGCGACGAGGAGAGCGAGGAAGAGUCGUCAGCUUCUUCUGCAGACGAAGACGACGAAACCUCAGACCCUGCCAAGAUUGCCGCAUUGCAAAGUUUGAUAGCAAAUCUCCCACAGGCAGACGAGAGUGCAAAGGCUCCAGCAAAGCAGCGACAGGAUGGUGCUAGCGAAUAUGCCGCGCCCUCAGAUUAUGGACUCACGCCCAAAACGAAGCUCACAUUGGAGGAUCUUGGCCUACCGGGAAUAAGCGAUCCUCAAAUUAGGAAGUCGUUGAAAUACGUUGAGCAAGAUGCGAAGAGUAGCAAAAAUAAGACUCAGGCAAAAUUAGAGGUCCCUCUUGCCAGGCGACAGCAAGAUCGUUUGGAUCGGAGCUCUGCGUACGAUCAAACAAAAGAGACAUUGGCUCGGUGGACGGAUACGAUCAAGCAUAAUCGAAGAGCCGAGCAUCUCAUGUUUCCACUACCAGAUAAUGAUCUUCAGGCUGCACAUUCCAAUAAGCAACUUGUUCCUACUGCGCAGACCAAACCUUUCAACGAACUAGAAGCUGCAAUUCAAAACAUUCUGGAAGAGAGUGGCCUUGCGACUGUUAACGGCAAGGAUGACGAGGAUCAAAUCCGGGAGUACGAGGAGCUAGAAACUAAGAAUAUGUCAAUUGAUGAGGUCAAGGCCAAGAGAGCACAACUCCGUAUGGCUCGUGAUUUACUUUUCCGUGAGGAAGCAAAGUCAAAGCGUAUCAAGAAGAUCAAGAGUAAAUCUUAUAGAAAAGUUCACCGAAAGCAGCGCGAGAAAGAAGAGCGACUAAACCAAGAGGCGCUUGCGGAAGGUGGGUACGUAGCCUCCGAGGAUGAAUUAGAAGCCCAGGACAGAAGAAGGGCAAAUGAGCGUAUGAGUGCAAAGCAUCGAGGUAGCAAAUGGGCAAAAGCUACCAAAGAAACUGGGCGUGCUGCUUGGGAUGAAAAUGCUAGAUCUGGAAUUACGGAGAUGGCACGACGAGAUGAAGAGUUACGGAAGAGGGUCGAAGGGAGGGCUGUGCGGAAAGAGUUUGACAACGGCUCGGACGCUUCUUCCAGCGACUCAGAUCAAGAUGAUAGUGACGAUGAAGAAUCAGAAGAAUCUAGAAUUCAGCGACAACUUAGAAAAGUCACGGGAUCAGAUAUCAUUAGUGAGUCUGCGCCUGGAGGGAAGCUGGCAAAUCUGAAAUUUAUGCGGAAGGCCGAAGAAGCACGAAAGAAGGAGAAUGAUGCCAUGGUUGAAGACAUUAGACGAGAAAUGGCUGGCGAAGGGUCCUCGGGCGAAGAGGAAGAGGCAGGCGAUAUUGGUCGACGAAUUUUUGGACCUGGAAGUCAGAAAGAGGUGGCGAAACCAAAAUCACUCCCUGAAAAUGAAUUUGAAGAGCCAAAAGGAUCAGACGAUGAAAAUGACGAAAUGGAGCUGGAUGUGCAAGGAGUUGAUAACAGCUCCAAGCCAACAUCCGUCUCGAAGAACAAAAAGAAAGACGCUCAAAAGACCAAGGUCUUGAGUUCUUCGAUCGUCCCAGACUUAGUUGCAUCGGAAGGUGGAGCAUGGUCGAAAGUACCAAUACGAAAGUCUACAACAGUUAAUGACGCAGAAGCAAUGAGACGGCGCCAUAAGAAGAAUGAAGCUGUGGAGAUUGGAGAGCUUGAUCUUGCAGCAGCCGCAAUGGUUGCCACACAAACUAAACCAAAGAAAUCUCGACCGCAAAGUUCUGUUACAUUUGAGAAGGGCGUUGAAUCAGAUGAAAGCGGCGAUGAGAAUACUGUUGAAUUGCCAUUUGCUAUCCGGGACCAAGAUCUGAUUAAAAGAGCGUUUGCUGGUGCAGACGUAGUGGGAGAAUUCGAAGCCGAGAAAAAGCAAACUGUGGAGGAUGAGGAUGAUAAAAUCAUUGAUAAUACUCUACCGGGCUGGGGAGCUUGGACUGGUGAUGGUGUGAGCAAAAGAGAAAAGGCACGCAAUAAGGGCAAGGUUUUGACCAAAGUUGCUGGUGUGAAAGCAGCAAACCGAAAAGAUGCAAAGCUCGACAGGGUGAUCAUCAACGAGAAGCGAGUCAAAAAGAAUGGCAAGUAUCUCGCAUUUGCCCUUCCACAUCCCUUCGAGACCCGUGCCCAGUAUGAGCGCUCUUUACGACUACCUGUCGGCCCCGAGUGGGCGACGAAGGAAACUCUACAGGCUGCCACCAAACCCAGAAUCUUGCUCAAGCAAGGUAUCAUUGCACCGAUGUCAAAACCGCUUAUGUAG